Molecule: messenger RNA, 1203 nt
Organism: Myiozetetes cayanensis
Lineage: Eukaryota; Metazoa; Chordata; Aves; Passeriformes; Tyrannidae
Gene: BDKRB1
Product: bradykinin receptor B1
Exons: 1
Coding region: 118-1203 (361 amino acids)
Biological process (GO): neutrophil chemotaxis; response to mechanical stimulus; inflammatory response
Cellular component (GO): membrane
Molecular function (GO): bradykinin receptor activity
Source: RefSeq, a predicted model, not a curated record
UUAAAUGUUUGUUACACCUCUCAUGGGAGACAACUUUUGCAAUUUUAUGCUUCUUCUUUGCAGUCAUUUUCUCUCACUUGAAAGACAUCUCCCGUUCACUUCGGAAUUUUUUAAAAAAUGACUGAAACUCCUCUACUGAAUAUUCCCUCCUCAAACCAGAGUGAAAACAGAAGCAACUCAACUAUUUGCCCAGAGGAGGAAGACUGGUGGGACAUCGUGUACUACAUACUACCCAAGUACCUCAACACUGUCUGUGCUAUUGGAAUGCUUGGAAAUAUAUUUGUUCUCUUCAUUUAUUCACUGCACAAGGGCCCUCUGAAGAUAGCUGAAAUCUACCUUAUGAACCUAGCUGUUGCUGAUCUCAUCUUCCUCAUGGGCCUCCCUUUCUGGGCAGAGAACAUCAGGAAUGAAUUCAACUGGCCGUUUGGCAGUUUCGCUUGCCGCAGCAACAGUGCGUCCAUCAGCCUGAACAUGUACACCAGCAUCUACUUGCUGGUGGCCGUCAGCGUGGAUCGCUACUGGACUCUUGUGCAUACCUUGAACCACAGAGGGAUACGGAGCAAAGCUGUUGCCAAAGGGAUCUGCUUGCUCAUCUGGUUCUUUGGCAUCCUCCUCAGCAUCCCAGUUUUUAUGUUUCGGACUGUGAAAGACUACCCCCAGUGGAAUAUUUCAGCAUGCACUUUGGACUUCCCCACCCCAGCAUGGGAAAUAGCUCAAAGCCUGGUACUCAACAUAGUGGGAUUUGUGUUGCCAUCUACAGCGAUCAUCUUCCUUAAUUUCUCUACCAUUAGGUCCCUACAAAAAAAAGCAAGAGUACGAAGAGCACUCAGGACAAAGGACUGCAAGGGGCGAAAAGGCACAAAAGCUACCAGGCUGAUCUUCACAGUUGUAUUGACAUUUCUUUUCUGUUGGGCUCCUCACCAUUUUUUUGUAUUCCUUGAUAUAUUACACGAUACAGAAGUGAUCAAAGGCUGCUUCUGGGAAGAACUGAUCAAUUUUGGGGAGCAGUUUGCUUAUAUGUUGGCUACCACCAACAGCUGCAUUAACCCUGUGAUUUACGUCUUUGUUGGGAAAUACUUCAGGCAAAAGGCUUUAGAAGUUUUUUCACAGUUUAUUCCCUGUGGAUUUUCUUUGAAAUGGGUAUCUUUAAAAGAAAUGUCAUCAAAUUUCAAAGUGUUUCCAGUCAGGAGUAGUUUAACCUAA